UAGGCGUCAGACGAUAUAUACCUUAUUACCAGAUGAAUAUAACCACAAUAGAAGCAUUAUACCUGACUAUUAUCGGUGUAGAAGCUUUAAUUACACUGCUCAUUGCAUGGAAAAUCUUCCUUCAUGCGUUGUGAAUGCAAUGACAAAAAUGGGAAGAAUGCCACUUCAUUGGAAUUCAUUUUGUUAUUUACUGUCAACGAUGAUAAUGCUUGCUAUACACUUUUGGCUUAAUUUAGAUGUUGGCAAGCACUUGCGUCCCCAAGGAAUUCAAUGGACAAACCCUUAUAUUAUUAUAGCCCUGAUUUCUCUUUGUGGUUCCUUGGGCUGUCUUAUUGCUCAAAUAGUCAUUCUGUUGAUCAGACAUGCUGAUUUUCCUUUUCGUCCUCUGUUUAUUACGGGUGUAUGCGUGGCCAUUGCCUGUGAUAGUGGCAUAUAUAUCUAUUCGUUUUCUACACUUAUUCAGUUCAGAAGUCAAAGACGACACAAAGGACAGUCAAGAACAACUUCUUUAGGUGUCUGGUUUUUGGUGAUCCAGAUGAUUUGGUAUGGAUUAUUUGGCGCACUUUAUAUUUGGUUCUUUUGCCAAGACUGGUACUUGUUUGAUGUACAUCUUGUUUUUGAUUACCUGAUGCGAUUUAUUCUAUGCCUCAUGUUUACUUGGCCACCACCCAAUUGUGCUAUUGAAUUCAUGGCAGAGCGACUCUUCUCAAGCUUAUCACACGAAAGCAGUAAUGGAAAAGACAACACUAUCAAGAUAUCGACUUUCUCGAAAAGUAAAAGCAACACAAUACCUUUUGGAUAUCGACAACAGAAAGAUACUAUUGAGAAAUAUCAUGGCAACAAUGAAGACAUUGAAGAGUGUCGUCCUGACAUUUUCUUUUCAAGUGAUGUUGCUAUUAUACCAAACAAAUCUUAAAGCCAUAUUGUAUUUAAAGUCAGUCGUUGAUUCCAAGCCCAAUGUAUAAAAAUAAAAACUAUAUAAACCUGUUACUAUUCCUUU
This is a messenger RNA of Gilbertella persicaria, 1000 nucleotides long. RefSeq lists its product as uncharacterized. The record is from RefSeq and is a predicted model, not a curated record. Lineage: Eukaryota; Fungi; Mucoromycota; Mucoromycetes; Mucorales; Choanephoraceae. The transcript is spliced from 3 exons. Bases 107 to 916 code for a protein of 269 amino acids.